AUGAUCUUCUUUGCCCUUUUGAAUCAAGAACACGAACACUUUUCUUUCUUCUCAAGACAAGAUCCUGAAGGAGGACUAGUAACCUCUUGGGGCGGGGCCACGACAACAGCUAAGGCUCAGGAUGAAAACUCUUUGCGCUUGUUGGGCCUCCUCAUUAGAACACUAUUAAAAAGUUUUUGCCUUCAAAAUCAAACUGCAAAUCUAGGGUUUAGAAUUUCUCCAUUUGUGUGCUCGAGCUCGACGCCAACGCAAGAAGAAGAAUGGGUCACUCGAACAUCUGGAACUCGCAUCCUAAACUAUACGGACCUGGUUCUCGAACUUGCCGUGUAUGUGGUAACUCGCAUGGACUUAUCAGAAAGUAUGGGCUCAUGUGCUGCAGACAGUGCUUCCACAGCAAUGCCAAGGAAAUUGGCUUUAUUAAGUAUCGUUGAUUAAUGGAUGGUGGAACAAGCGGAGGUUGCAAUUUUCAAGCAGAAGCAUGUUAUGAAGUAGCUGUCUGUAAUCUUUUAGCCUUGAAAAUUUGGCAUUAUUAUUUCUAAACUAAUGUUAUGUCUAGUGUAAGACUUUGUUGAUGAAGUUUGGUAAGAAUUGUUUCAAUUUCACUGUUUUUCUUUACACAUUUUUAACGCCAC
Lactuca virosa is the source of this 632-nucleotide messenger RNA. NCBI's taxonomy places the organism in Eukaryota, Viridiplantae, Streptophyta, Magnoliopsida, Asterales, Asteraceae. The record is from the annotation of a GenBank genome assembly.